UCGCUAAGACGCAUGAACUCAAAGAUAAUUCUUUCUCCCGUUCCACUAUUUUGUCCUCGAUUGUCUCUAGUUAUCUCCACCAUGAAGCGAGCCAUUGCCCUGAAUUUGAGUAUCUUAACUCUGGCCACAUCUCCAAAAACCAUUGAGGAGGAUGAUUCUCCCCUGGAUGUUCAGGAGCCAGUUAUUUCUGAGCCUGUCAGGCCUGCAAACAAACGCUUUGGGAUAAUCGAAUUCUAA
Protopolystoma xenopodis is the source of this 237-nucleotide messenger RNA. The record is from the annotation of a GenBank genome assembly. NCBI's taxonomy places the organism in Eukaryota, Metazoa, Platyhelminthes, Monogenea, Polystomatidea, Polystomatidae.